AUGAUGAUAGAGGAGGAGGAGAUCCUUGCUGAAGAAUGUCGCCGAGCAGGGCAACAAGUAGAUGAUGAAGUGGACAACGUGCGAGCCUACCUGGAGGACAUGAUGGACGAGGUUACUCAGCUGAAGGCGGCCGGUGGAAAGGCUUCAUCAGAAGCAUGUUUGAAAGCAGCAAUGGUGCAAGAGGAACCGGACUAUGAAAGACUUCUACAAGAGUUGGAUGGAGAUCUAGAAGUAGUCCACACAGUUCCUCUACAGCAAGUUCGUGCUGCUUUGGAUCAGUGGCGGGAAGCUUUGGAGAAAGAGGUGACCCAGCUCUUAGAUGGAACGUUAAGGCCCAUGCCAAUUGACCGUGCAAAGCAGAUGGAAGCUCAAGGCCUUCUGAAGUUGGUACAGUCAAAGGGCGUCUUCACCUUGAAGCCACCACAGGUCAAGGGCAAGAAGGUGAGGAGAAAGUUUCGACUCGUCCUAUGUGGGAAUCAAGUUGACCGUGAUGACGAAACUUUCAGCUUGUAUGCUAGCGGGGUGAGCGCCGACACAGUGCGGCUAGCCUUAGCUUAUGCUUCCCACAAACGUUGGUAUGGUGGAACCUCCGACGUCACAGGAGCCUUUCUCCUGGCUUCGUGGCCAGACCAUCUAGCAAGGUAUGCAAUAUUCCCUCCGAGGGUUCUCAUCGAUGCUGGACUUGCGCGGGGUGAUGAAGUAUGGGAAGUCAUGCGGCCUCUGUACGGCCUUCGUGAAUCGCCGGCCAUCUGGGCGAAGUGCAGAACCCAACGCUUAAAAGAAGCCCGCAUAUCAUUCCAAGGUCGCACUAUCGUGCUGAAGCAGUCCUCUGCAGAUUCAGAGAUAUGGCUUGCUUUCGACGAGGAUGAUGUGCUGAGAUGGACCUACCGGAACCGGUAUCUGGGAAUGGAGAUACAGCAAAGGCCAGACUUCGCGUUCGAGCUAUCACAGGAAGGGUACAUCCGGGAGUUGCUGCGCAGCUAUGGGAUGGAAGAUGCCCUGUCCACGAAGCUUCCGUGUCCGCGAGAAUGGUUGGCAGGUGAUGACUCUGAGGAGGAGAACUACACCAUGGCCGAGCUCAAGCAAGGUCAGAAGGCAGUGGGCGAACAGCUGUGGUUGAUGAUGCGUUGCAGACCAGACUUGCAGUUUCCUGUAGCGUAUAUGGCCUCGAAAGUCAGCAAGUGCCCCAACCGCGUUGUUCAAAUUGCCAAGCGUUUGUUAGCGUACCUGAAGACUACGGCAUCAAUGAAGAUGGUCAUAGGGAGCAAGGCAGACAACGAGUUCCAGCAGACUACACCCGAACUUGUCGCGUGGAGCGACGCGAGUUUCUCGCCAAGUGGUGAAAAAUCGUUUGGAGCUUCAGUGGUUACAGUGAAUGGUUACCCUGUAGCCUGGAAAGCCAGUAAGCAGGCCUUCGUUACCUUGUCGGUCAUGGAAGCAGUGCUACUGGAGGCUUCAACUUCAACGACGCGACUUGAGAACAUUGGAUGUUUGCUGGACGAGUUGGUAGGUGCUCAUGUUCCACGACGUCUUCUGGUGGACAACGCCUCGGCAGUUGCGAUGAUUGCUGGAGGACCAGGAAGUUGGCGCACGCGUCAUUUGAAGGUCAGAAGUGCGAAGAUCAGAGAGCAAGUCGAGAACUUGGAGCUGCUAGUAGAACAUGUGGGAGGCACUGGUCAGCUAGCUGAUUUG
Molecule: messenger RNA, 1692 nt
Organism: Symbiodinium necroappetens
Lineage: Eukaryota; Dinophyceae; Suessiales; Symbiodiniaceae
Source: the annotation of a GenBank genome assembly